Molecule: messenger RNA, 399 nt
Organism: Otolemur garnettii (small-eared galago)
Lineage: Eukaryota; Metazoa; Chordata; Mammalia; Primates; Galagidae
Gene: MFAP5
Product: microfibril associated protein 5
Exons: 8
Coding region: 1-399 (132 amino acids)
Biological process (GO): embryonic eye morphogenesis
Cellular component (GO): microfibril
Source: RefSeq, a predicted model, not a curated record
AUGUUGCUCCUGGGACCCAAGGUGCUGCUGUUCCUCACUGUACUCAUCGUGCCCUCUGAUGAUGUGACUCAAGUGACUCAGGAAACAUUCACAGAUGAUCCUAAUCUGGUGAAUGACCCACCAACAGAUGAAACAGUUCUGGCUGAUGUCGAGCCUUCCAUAGAUGAUCUGGCCUCAUCCAAUGAUAAAAAUACCACCACAGAGGGUAUUUGUUUACGACGUAUGUACAUCAUCAAUAAUGAGAUCUGCUCUCGUCUUGUCUGUAAGGAACACGAAGCUAUGAAAGAUGAACUUUGCCGUCAGAUGGCUGGUCUGCCCCCAAGGAGACUUCGUCGCUCUAACUACUUCCGACUUCCUCCCUGUGAAAACAUGGAUUUCCAGAGACCCGGUGGUCUGUGA